Molecule: messenger RNA, 2391 nt
Organism: Tetrahymena thermophila SB210
Lineage: Eukaryota; Ciliophora; Oligohymenophorea; Hymenostomatida; Tetrahymenidae
Product: Serine/Threonine kinase domain protein
Exons: 13
Biological process (GO): peptidyl-serine phosphorylation; peptidyl-threonine phosphorylation
Cellular component (GO): cytoplasm
Molecular function (GO): ATP binding; protein serine/threonine kinase activity; protein tyrosine kinase activity
Source: RefSeq, a predicted model, not a curated record
AUGUUAGAAACAUGCGGACAGUUAAUGAAUUUCUUAAACUAAGCAGGUUUAAUGAAGUCUUUAAAAGCAUUUUAAGAUGAUAUGGAAAUUUAUAUACAAAGUCAGCAAUAAUAGAAAACAUAAAAUGAAAAUAAUCCUUAAGAUGGAGAAAAAUAAACAAAUUCCAACUUAUUGAAAAUUAUUAAAAAGGCCAUACAUCAAAACAAUAAAAAAGAUGUUAUUCCUACCUUUAAUUAGGGUGCAUAGGAUUUUUAGAAUAAAGUCUAAAAUAUAAAUUAGAAACUAUUCAGUUAAGAAGAGACUGAAUAAAUUAUGGAAAGAUUAAUGAAUAAAUUAGUAGCAUCUCCAGGUCUACUUGAAGAUGAAAAGUUGAAUUCUAAGAUAGAAAAAUUUUUUGAUAACCAAACAUUUUAAAGAAUGGUUGAAGCUACAGAUGUUAUGCAAGAUAUUUCAAAUUUAUCGUUCACUAACUCUUUCUUACAAAAAACAAAACAAGAAUAACAAAGCAUUUUAGAUGAAAAUCCUCCUCAUUUCGGGAUGAAAUAACAACCCAUGAAUGCUCCAGGACUUGCAAAUCAAGACUUUAAACUAGACUAAUUUAAUCAAUAAACUAUAUCAAAUUAAACAAAUUAACAACACAAUUAGUUAUAAUAGCAAUAAAAUGUAUAAAAUUAAUAGACUGACAUGAAUAAUGGGUCAGAGCAUAUGCCUUUAUAUCCUUAAUAACUUUAAAUGAAUUCUCCUCACAAUAAUUAGUCAGAUUUAAAUUAAAAAAGUGAAAAAUAAACUGAAGAAUUAAAAGAAACAUAAAACAAAUUAGAAUAGUUGUAAAAUUAGGACGUUUAAGCAGAUGCCUAAAAUGAUUUACUAUAAGGGAUUUUACUUUAAGAAGACUUCAUGCCAAAUAUAGAUGAAUAUACUGAUGAUGAUGAUCCAGGUUUUGAUUUGUAUGAAGUACCAUAAAAAGAUUUUGUGAGAGUGGCACAAUAACUUGCAGAAAAAAGUGACUUUCCUGCCAGAGCAGUUUCUUCUAUUCCAAAGAAAGAAGGAUACGAUCCUCAUAAAGAGUAUUCAAAUCCAUUUGCAAAUGCAAAUCCAAACUAAGAAGAUAGCUAGGCUAUGAUAAAAGAUAUUUAAAAAUAAUCAUCAAGUUAAGCAGUUGAUGAUUAAUAAUAGUAAAAAAUUGUUUAGCAGAAAAAUUAAGUCUCUAAAGCAUCAAUAUUCCUUCCAGACCACAUAAAAUUCCCUUAAUCUAAUGAUAGUUUUUAUCCAAUUAAGUAUGAUAAGGUGAUAUACGAUGCAUUCAAUCUGAAAGUAAUUUUUGAUAGAGAGAGAACAGGUUUUGAAGAAACUAAAGAAUUCCCUAUAGUAAUUAAUUCUAUCAUAGCUGGUAGAUACUAGGUUAUGGAAUAUUUAGGAAGUGCAGCAUUUUCAAAAGCUAUUUAAUGUUUAGAUUUAGUUACAAACAGAGUAAUGUGUAUGAAAAUAAUAGAGAAUAAUAAAGAUUACUUUGAUCAAAGUAUCGAUGAGAUAAAGCUUCUUAGGUAUAUUAAUUACAAUGGAGAUGUGGAUGAAAAAAAUGUACUCCGCUAUUUUGAUUAUUUCUAUCAUAAAGAGCAUUUGUUUAUAAUCACUGAACUUCUAGAAGAAAACUUAUAUGAAUUCUAUAAAUUUAAUAGAGAAAAUGAACAACAAAGAUACUUCACAGUAGGUAGAUUAUAGAAAAUUACAUAAUAGAUUUUAGUUGCUUUGGACUUUAUCCAUUCACUUAGGUUAAUCCAUUGUGAUUUGAAGCCUGAAAAUAUCCUCAUGAAAUCUAAACCAAAAGGUGAAGUAAAGGUUAUAGAUUUUGGAUCAAGUUGCUUUAUUCAUGAUCACCUUAGUUCUUAUGUGUAAAGUAGAUCUUAUCGUGCACCUGAAGUUAUAAUAGGUUGCAAGUAUGAUUAUAGAAUAGACAUAUGGAGCUUAGGUUGUAUUUUAGCAGAACUUUGGACUGGAAACGUCCUAUUUUAAAAUGACAAUAUUUAAGGUUUGCUCGCUAGAGUUAUUGGUAUAAUUGGUCCUUUCCCUGAAUGGAUGAUGAAAGAAGGACGUUUGGUUCAAAACUUUUUCACUCGUGAAAAAUUAUUAUAUAUGGAAGUAUUUGAAGAGGCUGAUUAAAGUUAAGCUAUCGGUGAUCAAUAAGAUGGCUAAAGACAAAAGAUUAAAACUGGAAAAAUAUAAAUUUUAGUACCCAAACAUUCUAAUUUAAAAGCAAGACUUAGAACUGAAGAUCACUUAUUUAUAGACUUUGUAAGAUAAUGCCUUUAAAUAGAUUUCACUCGUCGUCCUACAGCUAAAGAGGCUCUUAGCCAUCCUUGGUUUAAGUUAAAAUAUCCAGAUGGUCUAUGA